AUGAAACUGUUACGACUAUUUUCGUCCACCUCCUCCCCUGUCCAAAAAGCAGCGCCAUACUUGAAGAGUUCAAAUUCCAUUGCGUCCGCCAAAGAGCUUCAUGGUCAUCUCAUCAGAACUCAAAAACACUCCGACCCUUUUGCUAUUUCAGAGGUUAUUAGAUGCUACUCUCUCUUUCCGACGUCCAUACACAAAGCUAUUCUUGCUUUUAAUCAAACUCAACAACCAACAUUGCCAAUUUGGAAUUACAUGAUUCGUGGGUUGUCUAAGAGUGAUCGACCCAUUGAAGCACUCCACAUGUAUGACCGAAUGCGUCAACAAGGAUUCUUUGGAAACAACCUCACUUUCAUUUUCAUCUUCAAGGCUUGUUUACAGCUUUCGGGUAUUGUACUUGGAGGGGCAGUUCAUGUUAAUGUUCUGAAACUUGGGUAUCAUUCGUAUUUGUAUGUGUGUAAUGCUUUGAUUUAUAUGUAUGGUUCUUGUGGUGAUUUACCUGGUGCUGGAAAGGUGUUUGAUGAAAUGUCUGAGAGAGAUUUAGUGUCAUGGAACUCAUUGAUUUGUGGGUAUAGUCAAUGUAAUAGAUAUCAUGAAGUAUUGGGUCUUUUUGCUUCAAUGCAGGCAGAAAAUGUGAAGGCGGACUCAGUGACAUUGGUGAAAGUAGUGCUAGCUUGUAGCUAUUUAGGGGAUUUUGACACUGUGGAUUCUGUGGCGAAGUAUAUAGGGGAUAGUUGUGUGAGAAUUGAUGUAUACUUGGGGAAUACAUUGAUUGAUAUGUAUGGUAGACGUGGAUUAGUUAUCUUAGCCGAAGAAGUCUUUGCUAAGAUGGAGGAGAGAAAUGUGGUUUCAUGGAAUGCCAUGAUAAUGGGGUAUGCUAAAGCAGGGGAUUUAAUGGCUGCAAGGGAACUUUUUGAUAAGAUGCCCAACAGAGAUGUUAUUUCUUGGACUUCUAUGAUCACAGGAUAUUGCCAAGCUAAUCGAUUUUCAGAUUCUAUUGCACUUUUUCAAGCGAUGAUGGCAAUUAAGGUUAAGCCUGAUGAAGUUACAGUUGCUAGUGUGCUUUCUGCUUGUGCACGUUUAGGUAGAUUUGAUGUGGGUAAGGCAGUGCAUGAUUAUGUUCGUCAGCAUGACAUUAAAAUGGAUAUUUAUGUGGGGAAUGCACUGAUGGAUAUGUACUGCAAAUGCGGAUCUGUUAAUGCAGCCUUGGAAGUGUUUUUGAGCAUGGGCAAAAAGGAUACUGUUUCUUGGACGUCGAUAAUCUCUGGCCUUGCAGUGAAUGGCUUUCAAGAUAAUGCUCUUCAGCUCUUCUCGCAGAUGUUAGGAGAAGGUUGUAAGCCAACUCAUGGUACUUUUAUUGGGGUACUACUUGCUUGUGCUCAUGCAGGUUUGGUGGACAAAGGUUUGGAAUACUUCGAGAGUAUGGACAAAUGUCAUGGAUUGGUGCCAGAAAUGAAGCAUUAUGGUUGUGUUGUUGAUUUGUUGUGCCGCUCUGGUAAUUUAAAUAGAGCAUUUGCAUUUAUAAAUCUUAUGCCUAUGGUGGCAGAUGUGGUUUUGUGGAGAAUGUUGCUUAGUGCUUGUAAACUUCAUGGUAAUGUGGUUCUUGCUGAAAUUGCUACAAACAAACUUCUUCAAUUAGAUCCUGAAAAUGGUGGUAACUAUGUUCUGUCAUCAAGCACUUAUGCCACUGCAGAGAGGUGGGACGAUGCAAUGGAAAUAAGGCAAUUGAUGGAUGAGGGCGCAGUACAGAGGCCACUAGGCUGGAGUGCAAUUGAAGUAGAUGCGAUUGUCUAG
This is a messenger RNA of Solanum dulcamara, 1788 nucleotides long. RefSeq names its product pentatricopeptide repeat-containing protein At2g22410, mitochondrial-like. The transcript has a single exon. The coding region runs from base 1 to 1788 and encodes 595 amino acids. The record is from RefSeq and is a predicted model, not a curated record. Lineage: Eukaryota; Viridiplantae; Streptophyta; Magnoliopsida; Solanales; Solanaceae. Gene Ontology annotation, molecular function: protein binding; RNA binding. Gene Ontology annotation, biological process: RNA modification.